GGAAACCUAACUGGGUCAGGUCUGGGCGAGUUCCGGUUCGUGCGCGCAUCUGUGCUCUCCUCCUUGCCCGAAGCAUUUGGGGCAGCCAAAGACCAAGAAUGGCCACCCCGCCCAAGAGAAACUGCCCAUCUCCCUCCACUAGCUCCGAGGGUACCCCCAUCAAGAAAAUCUCCAUCGAAGGGAACAUCGCUGCAGGGAAGUCAACAUUUGUGAAUAUCCUUAAACAAGUCUGUGAGGAUUGGGAAGUGGUUCCUGAACCUGUUGCCAGAUGGUGCAAUGUUCAUAGUACUCAAGAUGAAUUUGAGGAACUGACAACGUCUCAGAAAAGUGGUGGGAAUGUUCUUCAGAUGAUGUAUGAGAAGCCUGAACGAUGGUCUUUUACCUUUCAAUCAUAUGCCUGUCUCAGUCGGAUACGAGCUCAGCUUGCCUUUCUCAAUGGCAAGCUCAAAGAUGCAGAGAAACCUGUAUUGUUUUUUGAACGAUCUGUGUACAGUGACAGGUAUAUUUUUGCAUCUAAUUUGUAUGAAUCUGACUGCAUGAAUGAAACAGAGUGGGCAAUAUAUCAAGACUGGCAUGACUGGAUGAAUAACCAGUUUGGCCAAAGCCUUGAAUUGGAUGGAAUCAUUUAUCUUCGAGCUACUCCAGAGAAAUGCUUAAGUAGGAUAUAUUUACGAGGAAGAACUGAAGAGCAAGACAUUCCUCUUGAAUAUUUAGAGAAGCUUCAUUAUAAACAUGAAAGUUGGCUCCUGCAUAGAACACUGAAAACAAAUUUUGAUUAUCUACAAGAGGUGCCUAUCUUAACACUGGAUGUUAAUGAAGACUUUAAGGACAAACAUGAAAGUCUGGUUGAAAAGGUCAAAGAAUUUUUGAGUAGUUUGUGAUCUUGCCGAAGACUCGAGAUAGCCCAUUGUUUCCAAAUACUUCAGCUUUAUGUGUCUUCAUAGCUCAAUAUUCAUAAGACUCAAGUUUUUAACCUUUUUUUUCUUCAAGAAAAAGUGUUUUUGUGUGUUUUAUGAAUCCUAUGUAAAACUUUCUCUCCCUUCCUCCCUUCCUUUCUUCAAUAGUUCAAAAAUCAAAGAUGUUUAAUUAUCUCUUAUAACAGGAAGUCUGGAGGUAGAUGGUUCCAAAAUCUGAAUAGUGGUUCAACUAUAUUAUAAAAGACCUAGCCUCCUCCUGUCUUGUCCCUCUGUCAUCUUCCACCGGUUAACAUUUUCCUAUAGUGUUUUUCACCUCAGGGUUGACCAGUUUCUUAACUGGAAGCAUUAAUGUUACAGAGUAAAUCAUGUGUAAAUUAAAUUAUUGUACCUAUUAAAAGUUGAAAAAUAGAAUUUCAGAAUUCCUUGAAUAAGGAUUCUGAAGUGAGUUUUGUUUUGUUUUAAUUUUUGUUUGUUUAUUUUGUUUUAUUUCUAGAGGUGCUAGGGGUCAAACUAAGGAUUUCAUGCAUAUUAGGCAAGUGCUCUACAGAGUUGUAUAUCUAGCUCCUGAAGUUUUAUUUGGAAUGUUUUUGAUCAGGUGCCUCUCUUUCCAUCCUAAUUUAUGUUAAAGAUAAAACUAAGUUUAGUAUUUAAUCACUUGAUAUUUAUCAAUGUAUCUAUAAUACAUUUACAGGGAAGCAAGUUAGACCUGAUUCCCAGUUUGGUAAUGACAUAACCUAUUUUAUAAAUCAUUUCACCUUUUACCUUUGUUUCUGCAUCUGUGAUCCAUUUUUAUUUUUACAUGGGAUUUUAGAUGAUUGAGGAGAAAAUUUUUGUAUCUUUAAAAGAUAGCUGAAAAGUUAUUACCUGAGUAUAAAGAUUCAGUUUACCAGGAGUUUAAAAUAGCUACCUGCUUUUCCCUUCUCAGACUAUUGUUUUAGAAAUGAAAAUUCUUAUUACAGUUAAGAGAUUUACUUAAACUAUGUUUUUCCUUAAUAAUUAGGUGGAAGUGUAGUUUUUCUUAAAUUUCUUUUCAUUUUUAUAUCUUUUGUUGUGUCUAUGUGUGUGUGG
Molecule: messenger RNA, 1985 nt
Organism: Marmota flaviventris (yellow-bellied marmot)
Lineage: Eukaryota; Metazoa; Chordata; Mammalia; Rodentia; Sciuridae
Gene: Dck
Product: deoxycytidine kinase
Biological process (GO): nucleobase-containing compound metabolic process
Cellular component (GO): mitochondrion; cytoplasm
Molecular function (GO): deoxycytidine kinase activity; ATP binding
Source: RefSeq, a predicted model, not a curated record